AUGGAGCAACUGGAGGCCAAAGGAGGCUUGGAGCGGGUUGAGAUGGCCGAUCGCUCGGCGGGCUCAACGACUGUGGACUUUGGCUUCACGCAAAGCGAACAGCGGAAGAUUGUGCACAAGAUUGACAGGCGGCUGUUCACUGGGCUGGGACUGCUAUUUGGAAUCAGUUUGGUUGACCGGACUAAUUUAGGGAAUGCGUCGAUUGCAGGCAUGCAGAAGGAUCUUCUAGGGAUUGGGUCACGCUAUUCACUGAUUGUCCUGAUUUUCUUCGUCCCCUAUGUUCUGUUUCAGCUACCGAGCUCGAUCAUCGUCCGCAAGCUGGGCCCUAAAGCUUUCCUUGGAGGCAUCACAUUUCUAUGGGGUGUUGUGAUGAUGUGUUUUGGAUCCGUCCACGACUGGAAGGUGAUGCUGGGAUUGCGCGUCAUUCUAGGAACCUUUGAAGCGGGUCUCUUCCCAGGUGCAAUUUAUCUGCUUUCGCUGCGGCAUUCUCGCCUAUGGCAUCUCACAUAUGGACGGAGUGGCUGGAAUACAAGCCUGGUGAUGGAAUUUCAUCAUUGUCUUCUCACCUGUGUCAUCGCUGUCACCGGAUAUAUACUUCUCGUAGACUUUCCACAAGAAGCACGCAAAGCACGACAUUUCCUGUCGCGGCAAGAAAUCGACUUUGUGAUUCACAAAAUCAACCAAGAUCGCCAGGGUGCUAGAGAAGAACCUUUUACAUGGUCUGCAUUCCUCACGCCAGCGCUGGAGUGGAAAGUUUGGGGUUUCGCAAUGAUUUUCCUGUGUAGCACCGUCGUCGCCUACUCCAUGGCCUAUUUCUUGCCGAUCAUUUUAUCCAGUAAGAUGGGCUUUAACGCCGGGCCAUCGCAGGCUUUAACCACACCGCCAUACUUCUUCGCAGCAACCAUAAUGUAUACUGAAGGCUGGUUGGGGGACAGGUGGCGGAUUCGCAGUCCAAUCAUCGUCUAUAACGCCCUCCAAGCAGUCCUCGGUCUGUGUCUACUAGAUUGGGCUGCCUCACCGGGGGUACAAUACUUCGGCGUCUUCCUUGUCUGUGCCGGCUGCAAUUCCACAAUCCCCGCCGUCCUAUCAUGGCAGGCGAACAACAUUCGAGGACAAUGGAAACGAGCCUUUUGCAGCGCCAGUCUAAUCACCUCAGGCGGCAUGGGCGGUAUCAUCGGAGCGUCGAUGUUCCGAUCUCAGGAUACACCGAAGUAUUUGCCCGGCAUCAUUGCGUCAAUU
Molecule: messenger RNA, 1239 nt
Organism: Penicillium maclennaniae
Lineage: Eukaryota; Fungi; Ascomycota; Eurotiomycetes; Eurotiales; Aspergillaceae
Product: major facilitator superfamily domain-containing protein
Exons: 6
Biological process (GO): transmembrane transport
Cellular component (GO): membrane
Molecular function (GO): transmembrane transporter activity
Source: RefSeq, a predicted model, not a curated record